This is a messenger RNA of Triticum aestivum (bread wheat), 1942 nucleotides long. RefSeq names its product pollen allergen Phl p 5b. The transcript has a single exon. Lineage: Eukaryota; Viridiplantae; Streptophyta; Magnoliopsida; Poales; Poaceae. The record is from RefSeq and is a predicted model, not a curated record. The coding region runs from base 66 to 1703 and encodes 545 amino acids.
GCACCCAGAGCUACCCAUCAUCUUCUUCCCUCCACAGACAUCUGCUCCAUCCAGCAGAGCUUGCAAUGGCGCCUCAGAGGCAGCAGCAGCAGCAGCACAAGGCCGCCGUGAUCGCCCUCUUCCUGCUGUCCGCCCUCGUGGCUGCGCCCGCCGUUGCUGCUUCCAGGCCCGAAUCCGGCGGUUACGCACCCGCCACGCCAUCCGAGGCCGCGACGCCGGCUGAGCCCGCCGCCAGCACGCCCGCCGACGCGGCGUCACCCUCCAAGAAGGCGGCAGGCUACACUGACUCUACGCCAGCCGAGCCCUCCGCCAGCACGCCUGCCGAUGCGGCGACGCCCGCCAAGAAGGCGGGAGGCUACACUGACUCUACACCGGCCGAGUCCUCAGCCAGCACGCCCGCCCAGGCGGCGACACCGACCGAUGCCGCUGCCAGCACGCCCGCUGAGGGGGGGACGCCGACCGACGCCGCCGCCAGCACGCCCGCCGAGGCGGCGACCCCGACCGAUUCCGCCGCCAGCACUCCCGCCGAGGGGGGAACGCCCGACAAGGCCGCGGCGGGCUACAGUGACACUACGCCGGCCGAGCAGCCCGCCGCCGAUGGCACUAAGACGGCGCCCGGGGAGGGGAAGGCGACGACGGUCGAGCAGAAGUUCAUCGAGAAGAUGAACCAAGCGUACAAGAAGGCUGUGGAAGCGGCCAACGUGGCGGAGCAAGAGGACAAGUUUUCUGUUUUCGACGCCACCUUCAACAAGGAGAUCAAGCAGUGCCUCGCCGGCAUGAGCGCCAAAUUCAUGGCCAUGAUCGACCGCGCCUUCAAGAUAGCGUACAACUCCGCCGCCGGCGCCGCCACGGCGAAGGAAAAGUUCGCCAUGUUGUUUCUCACCCUCACAGAGGCCCUCCGCUUCAUUUCCGCCACCCUGGACGCCCACGCCAUCAAGCCGGCCAUGGAGGAGGUGGUUGCCGGAGGCGUGAAGGCCGCAUCCGGCGCGACGCAGGUCAUCAAGAAGCUCGACACGGUCAUCAAGGCAGCCUCCGCUGCUGCCAAAGAAGCUCCGAAAGCCGACAGGAUCCUCGUGUUCCAAGCCGCCCUCAACAAGUUCAUGAAGGAGCAGAUGGGCCCCGCCUACGAUCAGCAGAUGAUGUCCGACCUUGACGCGGAGGUCAAAAAGGCCGCCGCCUCCUCCUCCGCCUCCAAGACCGAAACUAAGGACACCGACGUCGCGGACGCCUUGGCGAAGACCAUCACCACCAUUGCCAACGCCACCAAGGAUGGCGCGGAAACUGCUGCCGCGCCCGUCGCAGAAGCCGGUACCAAGACUGCAGCUGCCGAAUCCGGCUACAAGGCCGCCGACAAAUCCGCUGCCGAGCCCGCUGCCGCGCCAGCUGCCGAAUCCGACUACAAGGCCGCCGAUAAAUCCGCUGCCGAGCCCGCUGCCGCGCCCGCUGCCGAAGCCGCAACCGCGCCUGCUGCCGAUGCCGCUUCCAAGCCCGCGGCUGCUGAAUCCGGUUACAAGGCCAAGGCCGAAGCCGCUCCCGAGCCCGCAGCAGAAUCCGCCACCAAGUCCGCUGCCAAGCCCGCAGCCGAUGCCGCUCCCGAGCCCGCUGCGGAAGCGGCUACCAAGCCCGCAGAUGGCAAAGCCGGCUACAAGGCCUCCGCCGAUGCCGCGACCAAGCCUGCUGCCGCAGGCGGCUACAAUCUGUGAGCUGCUGGCGCUAGCUAGCUUUUCCCUUUCCCUUCCUUCAUGCAUUUAGCGGCGCGAUCGACACAGUGCCAUUGCAUUAAUAAUUCCUUUUGUAAUUUUUCUCUAGCAUUUAUGUGGUGGUGCAUUGCAUGGAUGGAUAAUAUGCAAUCCCCCUGAUAAGUCAGGAUAAGGCCCUGUGAGCCGUGAUAAAUCUUCAGUUAUGCUAAUAUAUAUAGUUGGACUGGUUUAUUUUUCAGCUA